Molecule: messenger RNA, 647 nt
Organism: Amphimedon queenslandica
Lineage: Eukaryota; Metazoa; Porifera; Demospongiae; Haplosclerida; Niphatidae
Product: alpha-tocopherol transfer protein-like
Exons: 3
Cellular component (GO): membrane
Molecular function (GO): phosphatidylinositol bisphosphate binding
Source: RefSeq, a predicted model, not a curated record
UUUUUCCCACGUGUUUCCUCGUGUGUAACCUGUAUGCGCCCCCGUAGUUUUUGUACACGUCCGGACUUGAGAUCGUAGAUCUAGUUUGUAUAAAGCACAACCGACAAUAUACGGAACCUCACUCUUUGACCACACCUAACAUAAUGGCUGAAAUGUGCAGCAAUUCUAUUGAUGGGGAAACUCUUGAAAAAGCAAGGAGAGAGCUGAAUGAAGACCCAGACACUAGAGAGCAAGCAAUUGCUGACUUUAGGGCAGCCAUAGAAGAGAAAGAGAAUGAUCCAGAGUUAGAAGGUGUUGUGUUUGAAAGAAAGGAUUCUCCUUUUCUCUUGCGGUUCCUCAGAGCAAAGAAGUUUGACCAGUCUCGUUCACUCUCCCUCUACAUGAAAUACCACACAAUAAGGAGAGACUACGGAAAGAUAUUCAGUGAAGACGAUUCAUCAUCCAACCUAUCUCAUAUUCUUAGCAGUGGGGUACUGUAUGUGUUGAAUGGGAGGACAAGGAAUGGAGAAAAGGUGGUAUGCAUUAGACCAGAGAAAUGGGACAUGGAGCAAGAUCCAGCUGAACGAAUGAUAAGAACUGUCCUUUUAAUUCUCGAUAAACUACUGGAGGAUGAAGAAACCCAAGUAGGAGAGAGAGAGGGAGUAAUU